CGAACACCCAUUGUGACACCCAACAGAAACAUCCCACCUUCGAAUCUCUACAAAACACCAAACCCACCAUGUCAGACCAAAUCCCCCAUGUAUCCAACUGGAUCAACGGGGCCUACACAACCACAACCACAACCGCCCAAGUGAUCACAGUCCUAAACCCAGCGACCGAAACACCCAUCGCGACAAUCGACUCCACGCCCCAAGAAACAGUCACCACGAUCGUCGCAGACUCCGUCCAAACCUUCCACACAGGCCCAUGGACCAAAACCGAGCCCUCAGACCGCUUCACCGUCCUCGCCACCGCCGCGAGACUCCUUCGCACGCGACUGCCCGAAUUCAUCGAGCUCGAAACCUGCCAAACAGGCCGCCCCAUUCGCGAGAUGCAAACCCAAUUAUCCCGCGUCCCAGAAUGGCUCGAGUACUUCGCCUCGCUGGCCCGCGUCCACGAAGGCAGAGUAACCCCCUUCAAGGGCCCCGUCGUGAACACCCUCACCCGACUCCCGCUGGGCGUCGUCGCGCAAAUCACGCCGUACAAUCAUCCACUACUGAUCGCGACUAAGAAAAUCGCCGCGGCACUCGCAGCCGGGAACGUCGUCAUCGUGAAGCCGAGCGAGCUCGCCCCCUUAUCAGUCCUGAAACUGGGUCCCCUGUUUCAAGAGGCAGGGCUACCGAACGGCGUCCUCCAGAUUAUCUGCGGACAUGGGUUCGAGACGGGGAAGUUCCUCUGCGAGUCGCCGCUUCUGGCUAAGAUCGAUCUCACUGGGGGACUGGGAACAUAUCAAGCUGUUGCACCUGUUGCGGCGCGGAAUAUGGUCCCCGUUACGGCGGAGUUGGGAGGUAAGGCGCCUGUAUGUCUGUUUCCGAGCUUGGAGGUUGAGAGGGCUGUUCAGGCGGCGUUGUUUGCGGGGUUUAUUGCUAGUGGACAGACCUGUGUGACUGGGAGUCGGUUGUUGGUUCAUCGGGAGAUUUAUGGAGCGUUUCGAGAGUUAUUGGAGAAAAGGGUUAGGGGGUUCAGGGUUGGGGAUCCGAUGGAUGGGAGGACACAGAUUGGGACGGUGAUUUCCAGGGCUGCAGUGGAGAGAUGUACUGGCUUUGUAGAUCAAGCAGUGCAGGAGGGUGGGAAUGUGCUUUGUGGUGGGCGUCCUACGAUGGGGCCAGAUGGGAAGGGGUUCUUCUUUGAGCCAACUAUUAUUGAAGUCAGGUCUGAUUCGCAUCUCGCUUGUAACGAGGUGUUUGGGCCGGUUAUUGCGCUUAUUCGGUGUGAGUCUGAGGAGGAGAUCGUUUCUAUUGCGAAUAGUACCCCGUUUGCGCUUGGGGCUUCGGUUUGGACGAAUGAUUUUACUGAGGCGCAUCGCGUUGCGGAGAAAAUUGAUGCUGGCAUUGUUUGGAUUAAUGGUCAUCAUUUGAAUGAUCCCUCGUCGCCGUGGGGUGGAUUCAAGGAGAGUGGGAUAGGGAAGGAAAAUGGCCUGGAGGCGUAUGAGAGUUAUACUAAGGUCAAAAGCACACUUAUUAACUACGGGGUGGCCCCUGUAUGGUUCGAUGAUGAAGCUACUAAUGCACGAUAUGGAUGAGCGACACGUCUUAUUAGUUGACUAUAGACUGAAAAUUUACAUAUGGAAAACUUUUAUUAAACUCG
This is a messenger RNA of Aspergillus caelatus, 1636 nucleotides long. RefSeq names its product aldehyde dehydrogenase. Lineage: Eukaryota; Fungi; Ascomycota; Eurotiomycetes; Eurotiales; Aspergillaceae. The transcript has a single exon. Bases 69 to 1571 code for a protein of 500 amino acids. Gene Ontology annotation, molecular function: aldehyde dehydrogenase (NAD+) activity. The record is from RefSeq and is a predicted model, not a curated record.